This is a messenger RNA of Nelumbo nucifera (sacred lotus), 1392 nucleotides long. The record is from RefSeq and is a predicted model, not a curated record. NCBI's taxonomy places the organism in Eukaryota, Viridiplantae, Streptophyta, Magnoliopsida, Proteales, Nelumbonaceae.
AUGGAACAAAGAGCCACUCCACAGUUGCUCUCUCUGCUUCCGAGAUUAAGCAGCUUGAAAGAACUGAAACAAAUUCAUGCCUACAUGAUCAAAACUGCCAUAGAUCAAAACCCGUAUGAAGUCAGCGAACUUGUAGAAUUCGCUGCUCUUUCUACUACACCUCAAAUCUUUGCUAAAGCGCGCGAGCUGUUUUAUCAAUUCCGAAGCCCGAACCUGUUCCUCUACAAUACCUUGAUCAGGGGUUCCUUAAUAAACAAAAGAGCGGAAGAAGCUACCUUCCUGUACAUUCGAAUGCGGGACGAUAAUCUCCUCCCCAAUAACUUCACUUUUCGCUUUGUUCUUCGUGCCUUCGAGGAGAGAUUGGACCUCAGAGGUGGGGAGGAGGUUCACGGAUGCAUUCUCAGAACUGGGUUUGGGUCGGAUGUUUAUGUUCUGACCACACUGUUGAACAUGUACUGUGUGUGUGGAGAUAACAUGAAGGCCGCAACCAAGGUCUUCGAAGAAAUGCCUGUGAAGGAUGUGGUGUCCUGGAAGUGUAUGGUUUCUGGGCAUGUCAGACAUGGAAAUUUGGAGUCGGCGAAGACUUAUUUGGAGCAUGCCCCUGAGAGUAACCCUGACUCUUGGAAUUCGAUACUCUCGGGUUUCGCCAACUCUAUGAGAAUUGAAGAAGCAGAGAGAUUGUUCAAGGAGAUGCCAAAGAAGGACACAGCGUCGUGGAAUUCACUGAUCAGCGGGUACCUUAGUUUUGGAUACUUUAACUCUGCUGAAUGGCUAUUUGACCGACCGAUGCCGAAGAGGGAUGCCGUUUCUUGGGCAGCCAUGACCGACCGGUAUGUGAAAAAGAAAAAUGGUGAUGACAACAAGAAGGGUUCAUUUUGGAGACCACCUGAACAUGGCUGGUUAAAGGUGAACACAGAUGGUGGCUACACAAAAGAGGGAUUAGCAUCUUUUGGCGUCAUCGUUAGGGAUUGGCGUGGAAGCUUCGUGGCAGCAAAAUAUGGCUCUUGUCAUGCAUCAUCAUUCAUAUUUGCAGAAGCAUUUGCGGUAAAACAAGGCAUUCUUUUAGCACAGAGGUUAGGUGCGAAGAAGUUGGUGGUUGAAAGUGAUUGUCGAGCUUUGGUAAGAAAUCUCAAGGACCCUAGUCGUCAGAUGAUGCCCGACCUCGGGUUAUUGAUUAAAGACAUCUUAGAGGUGAUCAAAGACUGUGAAGUUAAAUUCUGUUCUGUGGGAAGGAAUUUGAACCAAGCUGCGCAUUGUGCUGCUGUUAAAGGGCAUUUGGCGAACAAUGAAUCCUUUGGCCACCCUCCGAAUUGGCUGAAGGACGUUCUGAAUUCUGAUUUUUCUUUACGGCUGUUGAACGGUAUUAGGAGAGACCUGUGUGGGACGGUUUAG